UUCAUUCAUUCUGUCCUUAUACGACUUGCUGCGAAUCCUUUGUUCCUUUAUAAAAUGAAUUGUCAUUUAAUUGAAAUAUUGGGGCCUAAUGCUAAAUUUUUAGGGUUUUAUAAUCCACAUUCUUCGGGUUCGGGCAAGAAGAGAGAGAAGACGCAAUUUUGACCCUCAAUUUCACAGACCUUUAAUCAUUCACGCGAUUCUUCUUGUUCAAUAUUCCCCGUUCAUUUGUUGCAGAAAUCUGGUUUUGGGGCAAUCUCCGUAUUUCGAUAUUCUGGUGAUUAUGGAAGCAGAUUAUGGAAAGGAUUGCACCAAAUCUGAGAAUAGAGAAAAUCUUUCAGUUCCCCCUGGUUUUACGUCCCUGACAUCUUUCAUUUUGAAAAGGGAUGGAAAUGUUAAGAAAAGUGAUAAAUCUACAGCCUUUCAAAUUGCAUCCGAACAAGAGCCAAUAUUCAUGGAGACUAUUCCUGAGAUGAAUGACAUUAGUGCUUAUAGACAGGUUCUUAUGCAUCGGCCGUGGAUAAUCGCAGACCAGAGCAAUCACCACAAACUUGAGGAAUCUCACAUAAAGCAUCUUCCUAUGGAUCCCCCUUUAAAUGAUGGUCGUCCAAAAGGGAUCAUACAUGGAUGUCCAAACUGCAGUAAUUGUGUGAAGGUAUGUACCUUUCACUUUACCUUUCCACAUUGGAACAGUCAUGACUAUGUCUCCUUUUUGUUUGUUUGUUUGUUUAUCAAAGUCUUGAACCAGGUAACAGCAAGGUGGCAUCCUGAGGAUGCUAUAAGAGAAGUUUUGGAAGAAGCUCCUACUUUCCACCCAACAGAAGAGGAAUUCAAAGACACACUUAAAUAUAUUGCAAGCAUACGUUCCAGAGCAGAACCUUAUGGAAUGUGCCGUAUUGUCCCUCCUACUUGCUGGAAACCACCAUGCUCUCUUGAGAAAAAGAACAUAUGGGAAAAGUCUGAAUUUGUUGCUCAGAUUCAGCGAAUUGAUGGACACCAACUUCAGCAUGCACAAGAAAUUAUGGCUAGUGCUAGUGGAAAUACAAAAACCAAGAGAAAAAGAGAUGUAAAAGUAGCUUUAGACUCUCAGCUUGGUAAUAGAAACACCAGCACUCCAAAUAACCAGAAUGUUCAAAAAUGUGACUGUGAGUCUGAACCUGGUCCUAAAUUCAGUCUCAAAACAUUAAAGAAAUAUGCAGACAUAUUUAAGAGUCAGUACUUUGAUUACAAGGAUAAGAAGAAGAUUAUAGGUUCCAAUAUAAAAUUAGCUAUACAUCAGCAGUGGGAACCAUCUGUGGAGAAUAUUGAAGGUGAAUAUGGACGGAUUGUUCAAAAUCCAACUGAAGAAAUCAAGGUGCUUUGUGUUAACACUUUGGAGGCCGGAGUUUUUAGCAGUGGAUUUCCGACAGUUUCUGAUCCUGUGGAGGCAUACACUUACCCUGAAUAUUUGAAAUCUGGAUGGAACUUGAAUAAUAUACUUUCACUCUCAGGAUCCCUUCUUUGUUUUGAAAGCUCUGAAGCUUCACGUAAUUUUGCCCCCAAGAUUCACAUGGGAAUGUGCUUCUCUCCACUCAACUGGAAAGUUGAAGAGCACCACUUAUACUCAUUAUAUUACGUGCAUUUGGGUGAACCAAAAGUGUGGUAUGGCAUCCCAGGAAAAUUUGCUAUUAACUUUGAAACAAUUUGGAAGAAGUAUCUCCCUGAUUUGCAAGCAGGACAGCCUGAUAUGCAUGAUAAUAUGGUGAUGCAGCUAUCAUGCUCCAUAUUGAAGGCAGAGGGCAUUCCUGUAUAUCGUUGUAUUCAGUAUCCUCGUGAGUUUGUUCUUGUCUUUCCCGGGUCAUAUCAUUCAGGAUUUGAUUGUGGCUUCAACUGUUCUGAAGCAGUAAGUUUUGCUCCUCUUGAGUGGCUGCUUCAGGGACAGAAUGUUGUAGAGCUAUACUGUGAACAGAGGAGAAAGACAUUACUUUCAUAUGAUAAGCUUUUGCUAGGAGCAGCAAGGGAAGCUGUGAGGGUCCAAUGGGAAACUAAUCUGUGCAGGAAGAGCACAUCAGAUAGCUUAACAUAUAAAGAUGCCUAUAAAAAAAAUGGGUUCUUAAUAAAAGCUUUGAACUCUCGCAUCCAGAGUGAAAGUUUGAAGAGAAAAUUUCUUUGCACUUCUUUGGUAUCACAAAGAAUGGAUGAAAAUUUUGAUGCCACUUGUAAAAGGGAAUGUAGUAUUUGCCUCCGUGAUUUACACUUGUCUGCUGUAGGUUGUUCAUGUUCAGAUAACUUUGCAUGUCUUGAUCAUGCAAAACAGCUUUGUUCUUGCACUUGGAGCAACAAAACUCUCUUCUACCGUUAUGAAAUCAAUAAUUUGAAUGUUCUUUGUCAAGCUUUGGAUGGGAAAUUAAGUGCAGUCUUUAAAUGGGCUAAAGAGGAUCUCGGAUUAACUCUGAACUCUGUUGCCUCCAAGAGAUCAAAACAAAGCUCAAAAAACAUAAUUGGUUCAACCCACCCUUCGCAAGAUUUGCAGAUGAAUGAACCUGUAUCGCAGACAGCAUCAGAUGAAUCCUCAAAAGGGAAACAACGUCAAUUGCUAGAUAUAUUGAAUUCAUCAAAAACAAAAGAAAAUGAAGUGGUUCCGAAUUCAUCAAAGAAAAAAAAUGAGGUGGUUCCGAAUUCAUCAAAGAAACAAAAUGCAGUCGUUUCCCAAGUUGUGCGGACUUUUGGUGGCACUCACAGUAGUUCUUAUGACAUUCGUUCAAAAAUGAAGACAACUGUACUUCAGUCAACCUUUGCAGAUGAUAAGAAAGGAAUCAAUUCUGUUGGUGCCAAAAUUGAUACGAAGACACUUGGGCAUAAGUUUACAAUUUCAAAGGAAGUAGGAGAUCCAAAAGUAUCUAAAGUUCCUUCAGUUACAAACGCACGUUACUUGCCUUUUCUACAAGACAAUGUGUUAGCUGAUGUUUCAUCUGAUAGUUCGAGCACAUCUAUGUCGUCAGAUUCUGAAGAUGAAGAUGUGCAAGUAGCUAAUGGCUAAAUUUUCAUAGCGGAAAGAUGUUAAGAGUCUUUUGUAGGUUUAUGUGUAGGAUAACCAUUUUUUCAUGCAAAGAUUGGCACUGGAAAUUUGGAUGAUACAUCCAUCGUAGUAGGUAGUUAUAUAGUUACAAAAAGGUUGGUCUGUAACCCAAUUUUCUUCAACAGUUGAUAAGAACCCAACACUAUUUUGGCAAGUAGACAGAACAGCAAAUCCAUUGGUUCAUUUUGUAUCCCGAGUUUUUCUAAUGUCAUUCUUGUCUCUUUCUCUCCUA
Molecule: messenger RNA, 3287 nt
Organism: Glycine soja
Lineage: Eukaryota; Viridiplantae; Streptophyta; Magnoliopsida; Fabales; Fabaceae
Product: putative lysine-specific demethylase JMJ16
Exons: 10
Coding region: 281-3016 (911 amino acids)
Biological process (GO): chromatin remodeling
Cellular component (GO): nucleus
Molecular function (GO): histone H3K4me/H3K4me2/H3K4me3 demethylase activity
Source: RefSeq, a predicted model, not a curated record